Molecule: messenger RNA, 906 nt
Organism: Rotaria sordida
Lineage: Eukaryota; Metazoa; Rotifera; Eurotatoria; Philodinida; Philodinidae
Source: the annotation of a GenBank genome assembly
AUGUCUGCUUCAAUUGAUAUUCGUCUUAAUCGACAAACAAAAACAUAUAAUGAGAAUGAUAUUAUUCAAGGUACAGUUAUUAUUUCAACACCAACGUCAUUCAAACAUAAUGGUAUUAUCAUAACAGUUGAUGGGUCUGUUCAAUUACAUUUAAGUGGUAAAAGUGUUGGUGUUUUUGAAGCAUUUUAUAAUUCAACAAAACCUGUUACAUUAAUUAAUCAAACAAUUGAAUUAGCUAAACCAGGUCAAAUGCCAAGUUUAAAAACGGAAAUUCCUUUUCAAGUGCAAUUAAAAGGUCGACCAAAUAAACCAUUAUAUGAAACAUAUCAUGGAGUUUUUGUUAAUAUUCAAUAUUUUCUUCGUGUUGAUGUUAAACGAACAUUUCUUUCAAAAGAUAUGAGUAAACAGAUUGAAUUCAAUAUUGAAUAUGGUCCUGAACAUGAUUUAGCUGCUGAGAAAGCUAUAACAAAACCAGCUGCUUUUGAAGUUACAUCAGAAUCAAUAAAAACUAUUCAAAAUAAAAUUGAUGUACCAAAAUUUAAAAUAACUGGUAAUCUUGAUAGUCUUUGUUGUGUUAUAACUAAACCAUUUUCUGGCGAGUUAGUUGUAGAAGAAAGCGAAUUACCAAUAAAAUCAAUUGAAGUACAACUUUUACGUGUGGAAACCUGUGGUUGUGCAGAAGGAUUUUCACGAGAUUCAACAGAAAUUCAAAAUAUUCAAAUAGGUGAUGGUAAUGUUGCUCGUAAAAUACCUGUUCCAAUUUGGAUGCUUUUUCCAAGAACAUUUACAUGUCCGACUUUAUUAACGGUUAAUUUUAAAAUUGAAUUUGAAAUUAGUAUUGUUCUUGUCUUUGAAGAUGAUCGUAUGAUAUCUGAGAAUUUUCCACUUCGAUUAUCACGUUAUUAA